This is a messenger RNA of Punica granatum (pomegranate), 1365 nucleotides long. The record is from RefSeq and is a predicted model, not a curated record. Lineage: Eukaryota; Viridiplantae; Streptophyta; Magnoliopsida; Myrtales; Lythraceae.
CGUCGAUGAUGGAGCGCCCGCCAUGUCUGACGUCUCUUCACUGUCAGCCAUGGCGGAGAAUCCUCAGAGAGAGGCAUGAUUUUGCUGCGUCUUCUUCUUCUUCUUCUUCAGUGCAGCUGAAGCUUCGAGCUUGAGGUCCUACUAUGUCGGACUGCGUUUCCUCGUCCCCUCUGUCAAUCUCCAUCACUCGGCAGCUGGGGAUUAACUCUGCCUCCAGUCGCAUUCUCACGGCCUCUCCACGCGGGCAUUCCCAGAACGGGAUAAGCUACCCAAAGCUAUCUUCAUAUCGCAGAUGGUCUAUUAUCCCGUCCGCAGGUGGUGCAGCGAAGAGGAGCUCGGCGGACGGAUCGUACAGCGAGCUAGGGUUCAAGACCGACGACCCCGGAGGUGGGAGUUUCCGCUCGGGAACGAAACCUAAUUUGGGCUCGGAAGAGCGGGGCAGGGCCGCUGCAGAUGGCGAGGAGAAGGCCAGUGGGACAUUGCCGCUGAGAAACGCGGAGGAUGGGGAUUUGGUUCAGGUCGAAGGGAAGGGAAACGGAGAGGCGAAGAUGGGGAAAGGGAGGCAGGUGAUGAGGAGAUCGAGCUUGAUGGCGAAGCAAGUGAUUAGCAUGAGCUCUGCUCUCAGCUUGGGUUUUGUCUCCCAGCUCUGGGUGGACACUGCCACUUGGAUGGUCGUGAUCGUAGAAGUGAGAUCGAAUUUGCUUUCUGGUGAAUCAGAACGGUUUCUUCUGGAGGAAAUUUGCCAGGUUGGUGAUGUUGUGCUCGUUGAGAAUGAGAAUGUAUUGGAGAAUGAACUGAAAAUGCUUGGACUGGAGACGCUGGUAGGAUAUGAAGUUGUAACUCCGGGUAGGCGAACGAUUGGCAAGGUUCGGGGAUAUACGUUCAACAUUAAUUCAGGAGCAGUUGAAUCGCUUGAGCUGGACUCAUUUGGAAUUUCAAUCAUUCCCUCGAGUCUGGUGAGUACCUAUGCUUUAUUUCUCCAGGAUGUACUCGAAGUAGCUUCUGACCGAGUAGUUGUGCACGAAGCCGCAGCUUCACGAAUACAAAGGCUGACAAAGGGUUUGUGGGAUAAUCAGAAGAAAGUGAGGACCAUGGAUGAAUUUGAUGAAUAUUCUGAUUUCGAAAAGCCAGAAAGGUCAUCAAAGGGUAGGUCUACACGAAGAGGCUUCAGCAGUCGGAAAUUUCAUCCUACAGUUGGAGAAACUGAGGAUGACUGGGAUCUUCCGAUGGACUUCUUGUGAACAUUCAUGUAAAUUUGAUCUGCUCGGCUCAAUUUUCCGGACUUGCCGAUAAACACCUUGUACAGAUUGUUUGUGGUGGAGUGCUUGUUUGUGUUGCAUAAAGGUUCUGGGUUUAACAUGGUUA